UAAGAAUUAAGACAGUCCUUUGCUAAUUUACACAGUGGCUGUGUCUGACUAGAACAGAGCAUGCCAUGGGGCUCUUACUCACCCGGAUUCAGAGUGCGUUGCAGAGUUUCUACGGGAUGGAGGCUCGUAUUCUCUUGCUUGGUCUUGAUGCAGCUGGCAAAACAACCCUCCUCUAUAAGCUGAAGUUAAAUGAAACUCCAAUGACCAUUCCCACUAUCGGUUUCAACGUGGAAACAAUACAGCCCAUCAACAACGUCUCUUUCACCAUGUGGGAUGUGCGUGGUGGCCCGAUCAGAACCCUAUGGACUUAUUACCAUGCCAACACAGAUGGGCUGGUUUUCAUGGUGGACAGUGUGGACUAUGUUCGCUUUGAGGAGGCCAAGUUUGAGUUGGAGGCCCUGCUGGUAUCCCCGGACUUGCAAGGGGUGCCUUUGGUGUUACUGGCCAACAAGCAAGACUUGCCUGGAGCAUGGCCUCCCAUGGAGGUGGCAGAAAGAAUGGGACUGAGGAAGUUGCAAGGGCACCGGUGGCAUGUGCAAGGCUGCUGUGCUGUGAGUGGAGAGGGGAUCCCCGAGGCGAUGGUGAAGCUGUCUGAGAUGGUCAAGGUGUGUCGUAAAGCCCGCGGUACAUAGUCUGGGAGGCAUAUAAAGAUCUUUUUCUUGCAUGGAGGACACAAGAUGUGAUGCUUAUCGGUUUCUUCUUCUGGCUCAGGUGCUCUUGCCAAGGUUUUUAAUCUAUCUAAGGUCUAUAUGGGACUCUCUCCUGCUGAUCAACAGCUGUCAUGGGACUUGGGAAAAGAUGCACAUGCUAGUGUUGUAACAGGGCAUACAGCUCUGCCAGACUCCCCACAAUCGGAAGAUGUCAUCAUUAGCAAGAAUUCAGAACUAAACUGAGGACUCUUGGACAUCAAAGCCUGAAUUAUCAAGACUCACAACCACCAUCUCUGAACCCUUGGCAACUAGAGCCCAUUGUUAUCUUUAAAAGUAGUAAUUUCAUUAUUUCCUCCACUGUAUCACUGGUCAUUCCAACAGGGUAGUAGAAAGGCCCAUUUCUUGCUUCAUGUCUAAUCUAUAGCAGAAUUAAUUAAUAAGAAAGAGACUCUUUAUUAAAACCCCUUUGUAUCUCUAUUUUAUUCAGUGUUUGGGUUAAAUGUAUUGUUAUGGAUUAUCCAUUUUCCCCAGCAGCUGGGCAAAACUACCCAAUUUUACUGCACAAUCCUGUUCACAUCUACUCAGAAGUAUUUCCCACUGAAUUCAAUAGGACAUAAACUGAUAUACGAUUUCAGCCUUACUUUCCUUCCAAUGAGGGAGCAAUCCUAUGCAGGUCUACUCAGAAACAAGUAAGUAAUAAAUAAUCCCAUAUCCACCCCCUAUUCCAGAAUAUUUUGGGGGGGGGGUUCCACUCCAUUGCAGCUAAAAGAGUAUUGGGUGUUUGUGUGUCAGUGAAUUAGGAUUAGAGAAAAAUUCCUGCAGGACUCUUUUAGCUUCAAAACAGUCAUGAUACCUUAAAUGUAUUUUUAUUUGUUUUAUAGUUAAAAUAUUUUGUAUAUUUGUCUGUAUAUGGUAUGAUAUACUGCCUUCAAGUCGAUCCCGACUUAUGGCAACCCUAUGAAUAGGGUUUUCAUGGUAAGCGGUAUUCAGAGGGGGUUUACCAUUGCCUUCCUGUGAGGCUGAGAGGCAGUGACUGGCCCAAGGUCACCCAGUCAGCUUCAUGGCUGUGUGGGGAUUCGAACCCUGGUCUCCCAGGUCGCAGUCCAACACCUGAACCACUACGCCAUACUGGCUCUCUUGUCUGUAUAUAUUUUUUAUUAAAAUGUAGCUAUACGUAUCUUGUAUAAAUUUCUUAAUAACAAUGUUCAUAUCCCAUCUUUUUGC
Rhineura floridana is the source of this 1874-nucleotide messenger RNA. RefSeq lists its product as uncharacterized. Gene Ontology annotation, biological process: vesicle-mediated transport; intracellular protein transport. Bases 66 to 632 code for a protein of 188 amino acids. Gene Ontology annotation, cellular component: cytoplasm. The record is from RefSeq and is a predicted model, not a curated record. Gene Ontology annotation, molecular function: GTPase activity; GTP binding. The transcript has a single exon. Lineage: Eukaryota; Metazoa; Chordata; Lepidosauria; Squamata; Rhineuridae.